Dacryopinax primogenitus is the source of this 1335-nucleotide messenger RNA. Its product is annotated as FAD/NADP-binding domain-containing protein. Lineage: Eukaryota; Fungi; Basidiomycota; Dacrymycetes; Dacrymycetales; Dacrymycetaceae. Gene Ontology annotation, molecular function: FAD binding. The transcript is spliced from 4 exons. The coding region runs from base 1 to 1335 and encodes 444 amino acids. The record is from RefSeq and is a predicted model, not a curated record.
AUGACGCUCCCAGCAGAAGUCGACGUCCUUGUCGUUGGCGCUGGUCCGACGGGCCUCACCUGCGCCUCCUCAAUUCUCACUCAUGGAGUUCCUGUGAACCGUAUGGCUAUAGUCGACGCACCGGAUGCUGGCAACAUGAUCUACUCCCGAGCCCUUGUCGUGCAUUCCAAGACGCUGGAGGCGAUGGAGAAGAUUGGCUGUACGGAAGGCGUAGUGGCCGCCGGCCAUCCGCACCAACUUUUUCACUUCAAUAGCCUCUCUUCUCCCAACGGCCCUCUCAUAACGUUAAAGGCCUCGCUCCUCCAGCCCUGGACGAAGUACGCCUUCUUCCUUGUCAUAGCACAAUGCGAUACCGAGCGCGUGCUGAUGGGUCGAUUGAAGGAGCUGUUGGGGGAGGAAGAUAUUAGGUGGGGAAAGAGGGUGGUGGAUGUAAGGGAGACGGAGGAAGGGUGGAAGGUUGCUUCGUUCGAAGAUGGGCAGCAGGUAAGGGCGCGAUAUGUUGUAGGUGCUGACGGCGGGCAUUCUGUAGUGCGACAAUCAGCCGGUAUCGCCUUCCCCGAUCCAUACAACCACACCGCCCAAUCCACCCCCGAACCAGCAGACAUCGACCACCCGAGCAAAGCGGAUGAGGUAUUCUGCCUUGCAGACGUUCGGAUCACCUCCCCGAUCUCUUCAGGGAACGUAGAAGAGUUCAACGCUUACCUCACUCCGUCUGGUGUGGCCCUUUGGAUACCCCUGGGAGACGGUGUGUACCGGAUGGGGGGGCAGGUCCUCUCUGGUUCUGCCCCAAAAGAACCAGACCAAGCCUACCUUCAACAGCUCCUCUCCGAAAGGAUACUCAUCGCUUCCGGAGCGACCAUCACGGAAGUGCUCUGGAGCAGCAGGUUUCAUAUCAAGUUCCGUCUGGCGGAGAGGUACUGGGUAGAGCAUCUCCCUGGGACGGCGGUGCAGAGGGACGGGAAGACGGGGGUGAUCUUAGUUGGGGACGCAGCGCACGUGCAUUCACCGAUGGGCAAGUGCCUCGGGAUGAACCUCGGUAUCAGGGACUCGAUCACACUCGGACAAGCGCUCUCCCACGCCCUCUCUCCCGCCGUCAGCCCGACCGAAGCUCGCACCCUCCUCACCCGCUGGGCAAGAGACCGGCACACCGAAGGUUCGCACGUUAUAGCCCUCUCUGGGAGGCUGACAUGGGUCAGCAUCUGGGGCUCUGCGUUGGGAGCGUGGACGCAGAAAGCGCGGGAUUGGCUCCUUUGGGGAGUCGUGAGAGUGCCGGGAGUUAUGAGGGUGAUGGUUUGGAAUUUGAGCGGACUGGGAGAGAAGGAUACGUUGUAUUAA